Messenger RNA from Botrytis porri, 1788 nucleotides. RefSeq lists its product as uncharacterized. The coding region runs from base 1 to 1788 and encodes 595 amino acids. The transcript has 5 exons. Gene Ontology annotation, molecular function: basic amino acid transmembrane transporter activity. Gene Ontology annotation, cellular component: fungal-type vacuole membrane. The record is from RefSeq and is a predicted model, not a curated record. Gene Ontology annotation, biological process: transmembrane transport; basic amino acid transport. Lineage: Eukaryota; Fungi; Ascomycota; Leotiomycetes; Helotiales; Sclerotiniaceae.
AUGGGAGGAAAUGGAAUUAUGGGAAAACGCCACGGGGAUGGGAUAAGUGAUGAGAGAACUUCGUUGCUUGGGCACAGUGAGAGAAGAGAUCGGGCUGAUGGAGAUGGAGAUACAUUGACAGGCGGGCAAAGUGGGAGAGACGAUGCUAUCAGCAAUGAUGAAGAAGAUAAUGAGGAUAAAGCAAAUCAACAGGUUGGGAAGUUGAGAGCUAUAUUGAUCAGUAUCAGUGUAUUUGGAUUGGUAUUUCUUCAAGCCUCAAACAUGUCCGGAAUAUCAACCACACAGUCCAAAAUAGCAGAAGAUCUCAAUUCAUUUGCCGAAGCAAGUUGGUUUACAUCCACCUACCUCAUCGCCCUGUCAUCCAUGUCCCCCGUAGCCGCUCGUCUAGCCCAGAUUUUCUCCCCGAGAAAUUGUAUCUUAACCGCCGCACUCCUCUUUUCAAUCGGGGGCAUCGUCACCUCACAAGCUUCAGAUCUCAAGACCUUCCUCGUCGGAAGAGCCAUAAGUGGAAUUGGUGGUGCGGGUAUCAUGACAAUUAGUUUCAUCUUGAUCUUAGAACUCACCACCAAAAAACGAAGGGGUAUUUUCAUCGGACUUGCAAAUUCCGGAUUCACCGUGGGUGUAUCUCUCGGUGCAGUUGUCUGGGGAGCUUUAUUGCCCGUUGUAGGCUGGAGAGCUCUAUUCUUAUUUCAAUCACCUCUUGCUAUCCUUUCGGGAAUAGGCAUUUAUUUCAGUAUCCCUAAGAGUUUUACAUCUGGACAGAAAAGUAUUGAUGGUGCAUCGAUUACUUCCAAACUUGCCAAGAUUGAUUACCUCGGAUCGCUUCUUCUCGUAACAACCAUAAUACUCUUCCUCUACGGCCUCUCUUCCCCCCAAAUCGAAUGGCUACCCAUUCUCUGCUCUCUCCUCACCCUCAUCCUCUUCCUCUACAUCGAGCUCAAAAUCGCCACCGACCCCAUCAUACCCAUUGCCGUCUUGAAAUCGCGCGGCGCUCUCCUCUCCUGCAUUUCUCAACUGGGAACCAUGGCUGCGCGAUGGACCAUCCUAUUCUACACCCCCGUCUACGCCAUUUCUAUCCGCGGUUGGUCGCCCGCUUCUGCAGGUUCUAUUCUCAUCCCUACCAACCUGGGGUUUGCCCUGGGCGGCAUCGCAGCUGGUGCAUUCCAUAUCAAACGAGCAGGGAGUUUCUGGCUACCCUCUCUCCUCACCCUCCUCCUCUUCUCCACCACCCUCCUCUUCUUCUCCUUCCUCUCCACUCCUCAUACCCCAACCCCUCUCUACCUCCUCCUCGCCCUCCUCAACGGCCUCACCAUCGGCUCCGCCCUCAACUACACUCUCGCGCAUCUCCUGCAUCUCACUCCCCCCUCUACCCAUUUCAUCUCCACCUCGCUCCUAACCACUUUCCGUGGUUUCGCCGGCUCUUUCGGCUCCGCUAUUGGUGGUGGCGCAUUUAUCCGCGUCUUACAAUCUCAAUUACGCGAAGGGUUUUCACGGAAUGGGGGCUUAGAAGGUAGAGAAGAUUUGGUGAGGAAAUUACUUGGCAGUCCGGCGCUCGUGGGAAAAUUAAAUGGGGUGGAGAGGGAAGUCGUGGUCAGGGCUUAUGAGGAGGGCUUUCGCGUUUUGUGGUUGGGGGCUGCCGUGUGUGCGUUUUUGAUGGUGGGCGUGCAGGCUAUGACCGGUUGGGAGGCUCCUGAAGGGGAUACUAAAGGGGAGGAUAGAUUGGAGGUUGGGAAUGGAUUGGGAGUUGAGAAUGAAUUGUGGGAAGAGGGAAUGGAGGAGGGUGUUUAG